Molecule: messenger RNA, 2847 nt
Organism: Trametes versicolor FP-101664 SS1
Lineage: Eukaryota; Fungi; Basidiomycota; Agaricomycetes; Polyporales; Polyporaceae
Product: dehydrogenase E1 and transketolase domain-containing protein 1
Exons: 20
Coding region: 1-2847 (948 amino acids)
Biological process (GO): tricarboxylic acid cycle
Molecular function (GO): oxoglutarate dehydrogenase (succinyl-transferring) activity; thiamine pyrophosphate binding
Source: RefSeq, a predicted model, not a curated record
AUGAGCAACGUGCGGGUACCGUCGUAUCUUCUCACGGCGCCCAGGACGCGUCGACCGACGCUGUCUACCAAGCUGCGUCGAAGCUACUACGACUACUCCUAUGGAUAUCGCGAGCCGCGUGCAUUCAACUUGCCUGACUAUACACCUGCGCAGUUACACAACCGCACCGUGAAUGCACCUCUGCUGCGCUACGUUGACUCUCUGCGAACGCAUGGGCAUCGCGCUGCACGCGUCGAUCCACUCGACUUGUUACAGCGCGAGGAGGUUGCCGCGCUCGAUCCGGCGCGGUAUGGCUUGGACGACCCAGCACGCACGUACGAUAUUAACGGUAUCAUCUGGACACAUCCUAUCGGCGAGGAUGCGGGUGCCGAACACUGGCCGCUUGAGCGGAUCGCACGCCACCUACGGGAGGUUUACGUCGGCCGCGUCGCCUAUGAAUAUAUGCACUCCCCAUCCAAGACCGAGAGACUGUGGUUCUCGCACCUGCUAGAGUCUGAGAGCGAGGAGGCCAGACGGGUCGGCGCGGAGCAGCGCAAGCGGAUCCACAAAUUGCUCGCCCAAUCAGAAGUGUUCGACCAGUUCUUGCAGCUCAAGUUCCCGAACUUGAAACGGUACGGCCUCGAGGGUGGGGAGUCGAUGCUUCCUGCCCUCGACGCGCUAUUCGGAGGUGCAGCGGAAGCCGGCGUAGAGCACAUUGUCGUCGGCAUGCCACAUCGUGGACGGCUCAAUCUCCUUACGGGCCUUCUUGAGCUCCCGCCGUCUGCCCUGUUCCACAAGAUCAAGGGCGGGUCCGAGCUGCCGGAGGAGUAUACCGUAGCAGGCGAUGUGAUCAGCCAUCUCACCGCGUCCCCGGGCCUAGAAUACCCGGGAGCCAGAAAGCCAGUCAAGGUCUCGCUUCUGCCGAACCCGUCGCAUCUCGAGGCUGUCAAUCCUGUGGCUCUAGGCAAGACGCGGGCGAAGCAGUUUGCACUGCUCAAGGCACUAGAACGCGCGGGCGAGACCGAGUGUAAACCUGGCGACCGUGUAAUGUGUGUCCAGAUGCAUGGCGAUGCGAGUUUUACUGGACAGGGUGUGGUUAUGGAGGGCCUCGGACUGAGCAACCUUCCGCAUUAUACGGUUGGCGGGAGCGUUCACUUGGUUGUCAAUAAUAGCAUCGGGUAUACCACUCCGGCCUCGAGUGCGCGGUCGUCGCUGUACUGUUCCGACGUCGCGAAAAUGAUCAACGCCCCGGUCCUACAUGUCAAUGGCGAUUAUCCCGAAGAUGUUCAACGGGCGAUCGAAGUCGCGUUCAAGUAUCGCAACUUCUUCCGCAAGGACAUUAUCGUAGACCUGAUCGUCUACCGCCGCUGGGGACAUAACGAGCUCGACGAGCCCGCGUUCACGCAGCCGCUCAUGUACGAGAAGAUCCGUUCCCGCCGCUCCGUUCCCGCGCUGUACGAAGAGCGUCUCAUUGAUGAGAAUGUCCUCACUAAAGACGCGGCGGAAUCCGUACGGACGCAACACAAGGAGUUCCUGACGUCAGAGCUCGCCGCCGCGGGCUCUCACCAGCCUGGGAGUGCACUCUCUAUCCGCCAGGGGCAGUGGAAGGGCAUCGCCUGGCCUGCCAGUAAAGAGGCGGUGUGGGACCCGGAGACAGGCGUGGACGGCGUUACGCUCAAGAGAGUCGGACGUGCGAGUGUCUCUGUCCCCGAAGGAUUUGAGAUCCAUCCGAGGCUUCAGCGGCACGUCAAGAGCCGCUUACAAGCAAUGGAAACAGGGCGGGGCUUAGACUGGGCGACAGCAGAGGCUUUGGCCUUUGGCUCGCUCAUGCUCGAGGGCUAUGACGUCCGUAUUUCAGGGCAAGAUGUCGGCAGAGGGACCUUCAGCCAGCGGCACGCCAUGCUUGUCGAUCAGCGCACAGAAGGCGUCGUCGUCCCGCUCAACCUAGCUUUGGAUAACGGCGGGCGUCUCGAGCUCGCUAAUAGCUCGCUGAGUGAGAUGGCCGUCCUCGGUUUUGAGUACGGCGUCAGCUGGGAGAAGCCCGACAUCUUGCCAAUCUGGGAGGCUCAGUUCGGCGAUUUCUUCAACGGGGCACAGGUCAUCAUUGAUACCUUCUUAUCCUCCGCGGAGACGAAAUGGCUAAAACAGAGCGGUCUUGUGCUUCUCUUGCCUCAUGGGCUCGACGGCGCCGGUCCCGAGCACUCAUCAUCGCGUAUCGAGAGGAUGCUUCAGUUGACAAACGACCAGUACACUUUUGACACCGGCGCGGAACCUUCGAACGUGAACAUGAAUAUCGCAUUUCCAACCACUCCGGCGCAAUACUUCCAUCUCCUCAGAAGGCAGGUGAAGCGUAAUUUCCGCAAGCCGCUGGUCGUCGCCGGUCCCAAGGGUCUCCUCCGUCUUGCAGCGGCGGCAUCUUCACUGGAAGAUCUGUCGUCGGGCUCCCGAUUCCGCCCCGUCAUCGAGGACCCUGCCAUCGAGGACCCUUCUGCGGUAACUCGCGUCGUGUGCUUGACCGGCAAGCUAUAUUACGACCUUGUCAAAGAGCGGCAGAAGCGUCAGCUUGAAGGCAAGGUGGCGCUCGUGCGUGUGGAGGAACUCAGCCCCUUCCCCUUCCGCCCAAUGGCGGACGUGCUCGGCCGCUAUGAUGGUGCCAAGGAGAUAGUGUGGCUCCAAGAGGAACCACGGAACCAGGGCGCGUGGACUCAUGUCGAGCCCAGGUUGAACGCGGUGCUUGAACGCCUCGGACGGUCUAAGGUGACGUACCACGGGAGGAAGGAGGAUGCGGUACCUGCGCCAGGUAUCGCCUCGGCGUACGGUUCGCAGCAGCGUGCCGUAAUUGAUGGUGCUUUCGCUGGUUUGCAGUAG